This is a messenger RNA of Photinus pyralis (common eastern firefly), 3827 nucleotides long. RefSeq names its product GRIP and coiled-coil domain-containing protein 2-like. NCBI's taxonomy places the organism in Eukaryota, Metazoa, Arthropoda, Insecta, Coleoptera, Lampyridae. The coding region runs from base 154 to 3762 and encodes 1202 amino acids. The transcript has 5 exons. The record is from RefSeq and is a predicted model, not a curated record.
UUAUUUUGUCACUAAUGAAAAUACGUGGAAUCGAAUUAUAAAAAUAAUUAAUUUAUAUUAUUAACAUUACUUUUUUAGGAUAAACAAUUUUGUGAUAAAUUGUGAUAGAAGAUUCCGUUGUGUUAUUAAAUUGCAAACAGUAUUAAAUUUAAUAUGGAUACUCCGACAGAACAAAACAAGAAAAUUCCCCUCGAAGAUUUGUCUAAAGAAGAGAUAAUAAAGAAGUAUCACGACUUGAUAGUGCUUCUGAAGAAGGCGAUGCAAAAUAAGGAAUUGCUGACUAAAGAGAAUAGUGCCCUUAAAGAGAAACUGGAAGGCAACGUGCCAGUCACGAACGAAUUGGUCGAAAGUUUAACUCAACAAAAAUUGGGGCUAGUUAGUGAUUUGGACGAAGCAAAAUCGCAGAAAGAUGCCAUUUUAAAUAGCUUAAAGAAAACUGAAACUGAAUUACACGAGGCACGUAACAAAAUCAACGAGUUAGACAUUGAAAAUAAGUCAUCUGAAAGGCGAAUACAAAGAUUAAGUGAGGAAAAUGAGCAGUUACUGUUACACUUAGAUUCUUUAGAAAACAAAUUAGGAGAUAAAGCAAAAAAUAUGGAAGCGCAAGUUGGGUCUUUGGAUCGAGAAAAAAGUGACCUGUCCAAUGAGCUGCGUGCGAAGCAAAUGGUGAUAAGUGAACUGCAGAAGAAUAAUGAUGAACUGACUGCCCAGUACCGAGAGUUAAAAGGUAACAUAGAAACACUCGAGAAGAAUUAUCAGAAUGCUGAAAUGAUAAUAUGCGAGUUACGGGCUACAGUCAAGCAAUCUUCACAACAACGUGAAGUCUACCUAAGCGAAACGGACGAUUUAAAUGUAGAACUGCACAAAAAUAAAGCUCUGGUAGAAAAACUGCAACAAGAUCUCAAAUCGAUGUCGUCAAAGCUGUCACAUAACCAAAUUGAGUUGAGCGGUUACGCGUCCGACCUUCAAAACACCAAUGAGAAAUUAAAAGAGAAGCUCAAACAGUUUCAUUCGAAACUGGUCAAGUUCGCUACCGAUGUUAAGCUGCUCAAACAGGAGAAAACGAACAUUUUGGAAAACUUUAAGAAUUACAUCGAGCAGGCGAAACUGUGGGAGGCCCAGUUGAAACAAUAUGCCCAAAAGAUGCUGACUGCAUUUCAAACCAUGGAGGUAGAAAACAGUGAGCUGAAAAUGAACCUGGACCGCCUAACAACGGAAAAAUCGACGGAAUUAAGCGAAUUAAAAAGCGAAUUGGACGAGACGAAAGCCUCGAAAGAUCUCCUAAACGAACAAAUUCGUCAUUUGCGCGACGAGAACGAAGCGCAACUCGCCAACGUGAAGAAGGAAAAUUUGGAACUGCUCGGCGAGAUGAACGAGAUGAAUCAAGCGUUGAAAACACGCGGUGAGGCAAUUUCCAAGCAGCAGGAGUACUGCGAAGAUUUACUUGCCAACAUCAAGCACAAGGAGACCGUAAUCAAGGAACAUUUGCAGACGAUUCAGUCGAAAGAUGACAUCAUUAGUAGUGUGGAGGGCGAGUUACGUUUGUUAAAGCAGGACACCGAGGUGCAGAUCAACGAGAAGAUCGAUAUGCGAGAGGUAUUAGACAAGAAAGAUCAAGAAAUUGGGGAACUUCAGAAGGAAGUAGCGCACCUGCAAGAAAACCUAAAUGCCGCCUUAAACUCCUCUCAAGACGUCAAUUACGCGGAGAGCGAAACGAUGUCCACCUCCACUAUAUCGAAGAGCGAAGAAUCGAAUCGCUUAAAAGACCUGGACGGGUCCUGGGAGGAGCGGUAUGGUAAGUUGAGAACGCUAGCCGUAAAAUUGAAAGGGAAGAUUCGCGAUUUAACAUUCGAAUUAAAUAAGGAGCAAAAUGAGAAGCUGGAGGUGCAACAGAAACUCACGGAGAGCGUCAAGACCUCACAUACGAUUCACUCUCAGUGCGAUAAACUUCAGGAUGAGGUGGACGAGAAUAAGAACAAGGUGAAGGACUUGUUGAAGAAAUUAGAUUCGGCCGCCCUCGAUAUCAGUAACAGUAAAAAGCAGCUGGCCGAGAACGAGGAGAUUAUUAACAAAUUGCGUCUAGAUAUCGAGACUUUAACCAAGGAAAAGGCUAACACGGACACGUGGAAGAAACAGAUAGGCACAAAGGUGCAAAGUUUGAGAAAGGAACUUGACGCAAAUAAUUUGUUGAAGAAAGACUUUGAGAAUCAAAUCCUUAAGCUAAACCAACAACUAGAAGAGAAGGAUAAAUUGCUCAAAGCAGAAAUAGAAAAACACCACACUACACGACAUUCUCUACACGAAUCAAAUAACGAAUGCAAAAAACAAACUGUACUUAACUUAGAAAUGCAAGACUACGAGCGCAGCUUAAAAGAUUUGAACCAGAAGUUGGAGAAGAAUAAGGAGCUUGUUAACAAGUAUAAGAGCCAGGUUGAUUCCCAGAAAGGCACGGUCAAUACACUAAAAGAAGAAUAUAAAAAUUUAGAAGAGCGGCUCCAGAUGGGCGAACAAGAUCUGAACGUCGCCCAACGCGAAGUCCAAGCCUACAAGAAGAGCAUCGGCGAUCUGGAAGGCACGAUCACGCAAAAAGAGAAUAAGAUACAAGGCCUAGUGGAGGCGCUCGAAGCCACCCGAUUGGAGAACGAGAACUUGGCAUCUCAACUUUCGAAGAUAAUGGCCGAAGAUCAAAAGGCUCACGACAGUCUGAAGGCGGAGCGAGAUUAUUUGCGCGGUCAAAACUUGGGGUUGGAGGAGAAGUGGCGGGAUCUCUCGGAGACGUUGAGGUUGCGCGAGAACGAAUUGUCGGAGAUGAGCAGGGAGUAUCAGGGCUACAAGGUGAGGGCGCAAAGUGUGCUGCGGCAAAACCAAACGCGCGACAUCGGCUUGGAGGAGAAACUGACCGAGGAGGUUGUCGGUUUUAAAAGCCAAAUAGGCACUUUGACGUCGGAGUUGACAGACUUGAGAAAUCAGUAUCAGAGUGUAAGCGAGGAAAGAGAAAAAGUAAAUGCUGAAAACGAAAGUUUGACAAAUCAACAAAAGGCAUUGGAAGAAGCCUUGAAAGAACGGGAGAACCAGUUUGAAGCAUUAACGGCGGAUCACCAGCGCGCGAUCGCGGAACACGCUGAAGCAAUUCGAGGUCUGAAAAUUCAUGCCGAAACCCUAGCCCAAUGUUACCGUCAGCAGCUGUCCGAGCAGGAGGUUCGCCACAAUCGCGAAGUAAUCGAGCUGCAAAGUAAACUGGAUAAAGGUAGCACACUGCCGGACGUGUCCCCAGUUACGCUCCCCAUGAUACCUCGCGAACAGGGGGAGGGGUCGGAGAACGUGGAGCCGAGCUUCGCGCACCCGAUUCCCUUAAAUCGACUGUUGAGCAGCGAAUCCGACCACGAGGUCGACUUUUUGAAGAAACAAGCCGUCGAUAACGAUGCUAAAAUCGUUCAUCUAACCGCACUUCUGGCAGACACCGAGCAGGACUUGGCGAAACACGUACAAAUGAAUAAGCUGCUUAAAGACGAAAUACGCAGACAGCAGCGCUCUGUUGAACGCGAGAAGCACGCCGAUAACUUGGAGUACCUCAAGAACGUAGUUUUUAAGUUUGCGACGUUAAGUAGUGGAGACGAACGGUCGCGUUUGGUGCCAGUUCUUAAUACCAUAUUGAAAUUCAGCCCUGAGGAAAUACACAAAUUGAAUUUAGUCGCCAGAAGUGAUUUUGGUAAUCGAGGGUGGACUAAUUAUCUACCAAUAUGGCCGAAUAAGCCGCAAUAGAAUUUAAAUGUAAUCUAUUUCUCGUUUAUAUUGUAUAUAAGUGCAAAAGAAUUUAUUACAAAUUU